GCACGGCGGUCCGAGAUGAGUUUAGUGGGUUGUGGAAUAUUUGGUUGAAAAGAAGCGGUCGGGAUGGCAGUGAAAGUAAUCUUGUUCUUGUACAGGUCUUCUAAACAGCUUCCUAAACGCCAAAUACGGCCGACGAUAUAAACCGAGAGGGCAGAAGAGGAACUACGACAACUGAUGUGAAUUUAAAGUCAGGUCGGAACAAAAAGGAAGAGUCGAGCAGUGGGUCCGGUGGCGUUCUUAAUUCAACACCGUCGAAACUAAAGAAUGUUUUUUCCACCAAGCUAGCUGUGUUUUAGUAAACGCUUCGCGGCUUCCCGAGCGACCUAAACACCAUGCUGAAAAAAGAAGUCAAAUGUGUCCUCUGAUAUAUUUCAUGGAUUCCAUGUGACGGUUUGAGGAUGGGACAGGGUGGUGUCGGGACUGACUGCAGCCCUGGAGGCUGAUGAACCUGCUCCAUCGGCCAGUCAGGAUGCACAUAGCAUCAGUGGGUGUCAGCAAGUUCUGCUUCCUGUUCUCCCUUGCAUUCUGUGGCCUCUUGCUUCUGCUCAUCCCUGCCCUGCAGCCCCCAGCACGCCAGGUAGACCUGCCUCAGCCCCGACCCCAAGUGAGACCUGCACAGGCAGGCUCGUCACACCAUGUUCCAGCAGUGUCUGUCCAUGCAGGAGAAACUGAAUCCGCCACGGGGCUCAAUGGGAGCUCAGCGGGGCAGGGGGGAUCUAUUCAGACUGACGUUACCAUGAAUAAUAACAAUAUUCUCAAGAGUGGGAUGAAAAGAGGGGCUCUCCCUGGAGGAAAGGGUGGUGGACUAUCUGGGUCUAGGUCUCGGGACCUGUUAGACUUUAAGGACAUUUUUAUUGCAGUGAAGACUACCAGGAAGUACCACAAGUCCAGAUUAGAGUUGCUGAUUCAGACUUGGGUUUCCCAAGCUAAAGAACAGACCUACAUAUUCACUGACGGGGAGGACAAGGAGCUGCGGCUGAGAACAGGAGCUAACAUCAUCAACACUAACUGCUCAGCAGCUCACACCCGGCAGGCUCUAUGCUGCAAGAUGUCUGUAGAGUACGACAAAUUCAUUGAGUCUCAGAAAAAGUGGUUCUGUCAUGUGGAUGAUGAUAACUAUGUGAUCCUGCCCAGCCUGCUGCAUCUGCUCUCCUCCUACCACCACAGCCAGGAUGUGUACCUGGGCCGGCCCAGUCUGGAUCAUCCUAUAGAGGCUGCAGAGAGGGUCAAGAGUGACGGAUCGGUGUCUGUCAAGUUCUGGUUUGCCACAGGUGGAGCAGGUUUCUGUAUCAGCAGAGGUCUGGCACUAAAAAUGAGCCCAUGGGCCAGUUUGGGGAACUUCAUCAGCACAGCGGAGAAGAUCCGACUACCAGACGACUGCACCAUCGGCUACAUCAUUGAAGCACUGCUGGAGGUGACCCUAACACACACACACCUCUUCCACUCUCACCUGGAGAACCUACAGAAGCUGCCCACUGACACUGUGCUGGAGCAGGUGACUCUUAGCUAUGGAGGCUUUGAGAACAGAAGAAAUGUGGUCAGCAUUGUUGGGGGCUUUUCACUGGCUGAAGACCCCACAAGGUUUAAGACUGUCCACUGCCUUCUGUAUGCAGAUACUGACUGGUGUCCAAAACUCAAACACCGCCACAAAAACUGAAAGCCACUGUGUGUUUUCAUCCAGCAGCACUGAUACCUGCUGAACCUUGGUCCCACUGCCUCUUCCUGCCAUGUUUGGACCCAGCUACGGUUAGCUGGAAAUAAUUCACACGUCAUUCGAUGGAUGCCUUUAUCCAAAGCAACCUCACCUCACACUUCAUGAAUGCACAGUGCUGUUGAUUUGACAGGCAGAACUCAUCAAGUCAAUAAGAAGUGUAGCCAAAGAAUGACUUUUUCUAGAUAGUUGAGCGUGGCUAAAGUCACAAGUGGCCCCAGUGGAAAUCAGCUUUUGAGCAUUACGUAUUAACACUAACCUCAAUGUUCCUCAACAGUCAUUUGAUAUUUUAACCAAAUGUAUACAUUAAUGCCAUGGCCAUUGGGUAGAAAUGGACUCAAAAAAUAAAAUUGAUUCAAGCUGCUGAACGUAAUCCCCAGCUUCUACAAAGCUCAGCCUCCAAGUUCACUCCACCAUUAAGGCAUAUUCACACUGGUGCAGAAACAACUUUGGUGCUGCCUUCAUUUAUGGAGCUCUGCAUGGAUGUCCGCAGUAAGUUCAAAUCUGUCGGGCUUUCACACGAUCUGCACUGAUGUUUGUGCACACAGCCGAUCGAUCUUGAUGGUAAAUUUGUGUUUCAGAAUUUCCAGAACUGUACAAUAAAACAUUGGCCUCAUAUUGAGACCAGGCAAAAUAUUGGCAAACAGAUGCAACUACCAGGUUUGUUACAGAAACUGUUUGAGUCUCUGAAACAUGGCAAUCUACUGCAAGCAGUAUUAGCAUUGUAGCUAAGAUUGGUGUAGCACUGUUUUGUUGGCUCAGCAGUAGUAUAAAAUUCUGGAUUUUGUCAACUAUUUCUUACAGAGCAGUUAAUAAAAGGAUCCCCUCACAGUCAGUAUGGAGGAGCGAUUACAGCGUUCUUUUAAAAUAUAAAUGAACAUGUUUAACUUGUAUUAAGACAUAUUUGGACAGUAGAAGACGUCCUACUUCCAGCCUUUAUCAUGGAAUCGAUAAAGGAAAAAUUAGUUCAAAUAUUCCCAUCCAUCCAUUGUGGUUUAAAAGCAUACUAUGUAGGUAGGUAAAAACAAUGUAUAGACUCAUACAACAGAAUCCCUCUCAGUCAUCACUUGUGACCCACUAGAAAUUUGUGGCGGUGUCUGUAUCUGCAGAGAGUAUUUUCUGAUUUUGCUGUGUGGAGGAUGUUUUUGGGUGUCAACCUUUGGUCAGCACACAGGGUGAGGUUGGGUAAAAACAUAGCAAGCAGAUUGUUGUGUGGAGAUAGGUCUGGCAGGAUUGUGUGGAGGUGCGAUCAGAAACAAAUCUUUGAUUUCGGCAAUGCGCUCCCUCAAUCCAUGUUCUACCAUUGCUGCUUGAGCCAGGGUGCAGGGGCCAACUUUGAAUUGUGCGUUUUUAUCAUCAUUGGGCUAGGUUACUGGCCAAGGCUACAGAAGUGCAUGAAUGAUAUAGUAGUAUAAUAGAGUAUAAAGGAAGUCAGUGCAUUUACAGUUCCUGCUUUGACAUUCAUGUUUUCCAGACGGCUAACUUUUACUCUGAAAUCUAGUGGCUCUUUGGCUCAACCGAAGACGACCUCCGUCUACUAGAAAUAGUUCUGAAACUCCACUCUGUAUGUCAGUGCCAUGCUCCUUCCACUGAGUCGAGAAGCACUUGAGGCAUAUGCUACAGUAUUUGAAGGACCCCACAGUAUUAUCAUUGCCUUGAGUUCCAUACUCAACUGUUAUGAGGACUUGGAUGUGUCCGUAUUUAAUCAAAGAGCUUACUUGAUUCUGUCAUCCACAAACCACUGACUCUUAUUGUUUUAAAGUUCAUUUCGCCACUUUAUUCGCUUUUCAUGUUACCACAAGGUUAACAUAAGAGAACGGAAGAUGGUUUCUUUAGAAGGAAAUAUUGUUGAGGUACUUUUAAGGAAUCUGAUUAAAAUGUAUUGCAAUUAUUGAUUGACCGUUUUGGUCUCAAACAUGAACAGAACCGAUGUUUAAUGUGACCAGAUAUGAAAUUAUGUUUGAGUGACUGACAGGAAACCUCUGUGGAAGGUUUGUCUGCUGCACACAUUUAUUUCAGUUUGUUGGAAUUGUUCUGAUGCCUUCAUAUUCUCAGCCAAAUACCUUCUCCUUGUAUUAGCCUGUUUCUAACUGGCCCAUCUUUAUAGUUUUGCACUACUUUGAUACUUUGAUCUUGUUACUUCCUGUAUGUUACUGACUGGAAUUAAAUUUUACAGUGUUGGUGUAAAUAUGAGUGAAUUUCAUUAUGUAUUCUUUGUUUGAGUAUGUUGUAGUUUCAGCUCUGCAUACACUUCUUUAAGGCGGAGCUAAAAAAGAUAAACAAAGAGUGAGUUUGUUGGAGUUUGACUUCAGUGGAGCCAAAGAUUGCCAUCAAAUUGACCCCUGACCGACCAAAAUUUAAGUGAAAACAUGAUAGAUAUGAGCAAAAUUACAAAAAAGUAAGCAAAUGUGGCCAUCAGUAAACGUUUUCACUUGAUAAGAGUUCUUAAAAUAAGGCCAAGAAAAAGUCUUUCAAUGAUAUCAACAAGGCUAAUUUCAAGAAAUUCUUAUUAAUACUCUAGAGCGCUGCAGGAAUGAGUCCUAAAACUCAGAACUGAGUUAGCAUUUUAGCACCUUCAGUUCCCUCUCCUUAAAGUCGAUGGUUUUUUUUAAAUGGGAUUUUGGUUAGAUGCCUGAAAUAAGGUCUGUGGUUAACACAAGCUUAACAGAUUUUUCAUAUUUUGUUCUACGACAUAAAACACAUCAGUAAAUACCCCACCUGUGAAUGUUGAAGCUUUUACGUCUUACAAAGGUGGUUGUUAACAAGCGGCUAAGUGAGACCACAGAGGUUUACUCACUACUCCGCCUUUACAGCUGCGCUGUGUUAAUACUCGCACUCAAGCAAACUAUUCUAACUCAAACUUUACAACUUGUAAGUUUUACAAUUAUUUUCUGCAAUAAUUCAAAAUCCAGCUGAAAAAUCUCAUUGGCUUUUUGUCAAAGGAACCUUGUCUCACACUCCUGGCAGUAAGACGUGAUUACACAAACACUGUCACUGCAUACUUAUGACAUUACAUAACGCUCAUAGGCCUGGAAAGGCCUAGACUUGUGUUCAGAAAUAGUUACAAAAAAGUGCAGUUAUACAUUAUUUAAAGCACACUCAGAGGAAACUUCUCUGACACUUCUAGGGGAUAUUGCCGCAGACACCAGAUUUAAAUAUCUGUGAAAUAUAGAGAGGUUUACCUGUUGGUGGGAAGCUUUAUCAGCAUUGUGUGAACUUGUUUAGCAAGGGCCUCAAUGUAAUGGAUGUUAACUAUAUGCCGUUCUUACAUUUGAACCAUCUUCAAAAUGUGGCUUGCUCAACUGUAAUUGGAGCACAGAGCAAAAAGGGUCGAUUGCAAUCACUUAAGGGAUCCUCUGACGUUUCAUCACUUCAUCAGGUGAAAUUUAUCAUUUGUCCAAUUGACCUUUUUCACAGCAGCCAGUCAGUCAAAAUGAAAUACAAAACUAAUGUUAUUCCUGUCAUUUAGUGCUAAUUAGCUAAUGUUAGCCUGCUGACAAGCUAAACUAAUGAACAUGGUAAACAUGCCUGUUAUCACCAUAUCCCACAUCACCCUUGUGAGCAUUUAAGUACAGCCUCAGAGUAGUCAUGUUUCUAGCUAUUUAACAUUACACUGGAAUCAGGUGAAAAGUUUUCUUCUCUAGAAACUAACUGAAGAAAUGCCUCACUAGCCACAGCCAUAUUGUUUCCUAAAACAAUAAAUAAAACUACAAAUGCUCAUUAGAAAAUAGAAAAGGAAGUCCUUGCAGACCGCUUUUCCUUCUUUGCACUGGACCAGUUUUCUGACUUGUAAACUAACUGUACACACUGCUUCUUUGGCUCCACACACUCAGCUUACCCCAACCAGCUGCAGUAUUUCUGCCUGUAAAAAGUAUUUGUGGGAAACACCUCCACACAAGACUAGAAUCCAAAAUCCAGAGCAUGUGUCCCGCUGCAGGUCGGUGGGUGACACUGAGUGAGAGUUGUGUUUUUGUAAACUCUUUACCACUGAUGUAUUAUUGUGUUGUUUCAAUAAAAAUAAAAACCUUUCAGCAUU
Molecule: messenger RNA, 5747 nt
Organism: Dicentrarchus labrax (European seabass)
Lineage: Eukaryota; Metazoa; Chordata; Actinopteri; Moronidae
Gene: rfng
Product: RFNG O-fucosylpeptide 3-beta-N-acetylglucosaminyltransferase
Exons: 9
Coding region: 443-1657 (404 amino acids)
Biological process (GO): regulation of Notch signaling pathway; pattern specification process
Cellular component (GO): Golgi membrane
Molecular function (GO): O-fucosylpeptide 3-beta-N-acetylglucosaminyltransferase activity
Source: RefSeq, a predicted model, not a curated record